Messenger RNA from Lagopus leucura (white-tailed ptarmigan), 1674 nucleotides. Its product is annotated as astacin-like metalloendopeptidase. The coding region runs from base 9 to 1439 and encodes 476 amino acids. The record is from RefSeq and is a predicted model, not a curated record. The transcript has 11 exons. Gene Ontology annotation, molecular function: zinc ion binding; metalloendopeptidase activity. Lineage: Eukaryota; Metazoa; Chordata; Aves; Galliformes; Phasianidae. Gene Ontology annotation, biological process: proteolysis.
ACUUGAAGAUGAAGUGCCUUCUUCUGCCAACUCAAUUUGCAUUUCUCUAUAGCUUUGUUCUAAGUAAACCUGUCCAGAUAGCUACAAGAAACAAUGACUUAGACAGUAAAAUAGCUGUGCAUGAAGGAGACAUUCUCCUGAGAAGAGGACAACGCAGUGCAAUUAACUGCGAGAGCUGUUUAUGGCCCAAGUCACAGGAUGGACUAGUCAAAGUUCCAGUUAACAUCUCCUCUGAUUUCUCGUUGGCAGAGAGGUCUUGGAUUGCUGAUGCUCUUCAAGAGGUCUCCACAUUGACCUGUGUCAAGUUUGUCAAUCGCACUACAGAAACAGACUAUGUAUACGUUGAACGCGGGCAGAGCUGCUGGUCUUACUUUGGAAAAAUUGGAGGACGUCAAGCAGUAGGCCUGGUGAAAAAUGGCUGUAUGGAUAAAGGAGCGAUUCAGCACGAAAUGAACCACGCGCUGGGUUUCAUCCACGAACAGGCACGGAGCGAUCGGGACAAGUUUGUCAAAAUUAUGUGGGAACACAUUACGGCAGGAGAACAAGGGAACUUUGGAAAAGUGAACUCCAAAAAUCUGGGCCUUCCCUAUGACUACUCUUCUGUGAUGCACUAUGGCGCGUAUGAUUUCUCCAGCACUCCUGGGAAACCAACUAUUGUACCGGUUCCUAACCCUUUGGUGCCCAUUGGGCAGAGAGAAGGGCUGAGUAACUUGGAUGUAGCUAAAAUCAACAAGCUCUACAAGUGCAAUUACUGUAGCUCUGUAUUGCCAAAAACCAAAGGCUCGUUCUCCUCCGUCAAUUACCCUUCCCCAUACCCAAACAACAGCAACUGCCUGUGGUUGAUCCGCAUCCGUCGGAAUAAGAUUUUCCUGCAGUUUGAGGCUUUUGAUCUCCAAACUUCCUCAGACUGUUCAUCUGACUAUGUAAAAGUUUACAGUGGAAACAGCAAGAACUCUCCUGUCUUGCUGGACAAAUACUGUGGGCAGGGGCCGCUGCCUUCCAUCGUUGCUUCAGGAUCAACAAUGCUGGUAGAGUUUGCAAGUGACGAGACUGUUACAGCCACAGGAUUCAGAGCCUCCUACAGCAGGGUGAAUUGUGGAGGUACUUUCACAGACUCCAGUGGAAUCAUCACCUCCCCAAACUACCCCAAUAAAUACCCCAAAAACCGGGCAUGCUUCUGGGUCAUCAGCUCUCCAGUAGGAUAUAAGGUAUCUCUUAAAAUGUUAUUCUUUGAGCUGGAAGAUAAUGACAGAUGCAUCUAUGACUAUUUGCUCAUACACGAUGGAAGCCGACCUACAUCACCAGCAGCUGGCCCUUUCUGUGGGACAAAGAAGGUUGCAGACUUCACUUCCACUGCAAAUUUUGUGCUGGUUGAAUUUCACAGUGACACAGUUUGGGAGUUGGCUGGAUUCAAGUUGAGCUAUACAUUUCAUAGGUAACACUACACAGACGGGGACUAGAAAAUGCAGGAUGAAAGUAUGGGAGCAACUAGCCACUGCUUCUGAGGCUCUAAGCUUUUGUUAUAGUAAUUCCAUUGCUGGUAUUGCACGGCGAGAUGCAGUAGAAAAACAAACUAUGUAAGUAGAUUCUCAGUUACCCAUAGCAGUAGAAACCACCCAUGAAAAAUUCGGAAUACGGCUAUGGAGCAACUUGUAUUCCAGAGCCUGUGUGCUG